CGUUAAUAAUAAUCACAUGCGCAAACACUGCCUGGCCAGCAAGCUCUUUCGGUCUCUUCGCAUACUUCAUUUCUCUCCUACUUUCCAGGACCAGAUGACUGCACGGCGGGUGGUUGAGUUGGAGCUGGUGGCGGUGGGGUUGCUGCUUAUGGUUCAAUGUUGUGUGCAGCUGAGGAAUACUCAUCCUUUGCAUGAGAUUGUAGACAAGGUGAAUGAGAAUGGCGGGCCUUAUAUUGGGCUUGUUAUGGCUUACCCCACUGAAGAAAUGGCCCUCCAAACCUCUGGCGUAUUUGUUCCCAAUUCACAAAUCCCCUGGGUUGACUUGGCUGGGAGAAGAUUCAACAUUGGGAAGAUUAAGAAUAUAGAUGUGAUCUAUGUAAUGACUGGGGAACAAACGCUAAAUGCAGGUAUAACUGUGCAAAUUCUACUUGAUGUAUUUGAUAUUGAAGGGGUGGUUCAUUAUGGGACAGCUGGAAGCUCUAAUGAUUCAUUGUCCCUUGGUGAUGUUAGUGUAAUGAAAUAUGUUGCCUUUACAAGUUCUUGGAAAUGGAAGGAAUUCGAAUCAAAGAAAGGGAAAUUGCCAGAACUAAAAUUUGGAGCCUUCAAUUUUCCUGAAAGGGGAGAGAAUUUGUUGGCAAAGGUUGAGUUUACGCCAAGCCAGUUGCUCUCCACUGGUAAACUUAUGGAAGAGAUCUUUUGGCUUCCAGUAGAUUCAAGGUGGUUCAAUAUUUCUGCACAGCUUCAGGAUUUUGAGCUACAACAAUGUAUUAAUGACACAUAUUGCCUACCCGAGAGACCAAAAGUUGUUUUCGGACUUCUGGGUUCCACAGCUGAUAUAUACCUUGAUAAUGCAGCAUAUAGAGAAUUUCUUUUCAGAGAGUUGAAUGUCUCAACUGUUGAUGAAGAGAGUGCUUCCAUUGUGAUGACAUGUCUAUCAAAUGGGGUGCCCUCUAUUGUGUUUCGUGGAAUUUCGGAUUUGGCUGGUGGGGAAGAAAAGCUAUUGUCCUCCAGCCUUAGUUCACUAGCUUCUAUCAAUGCUUUGAGUGUUGCAGUUGAGUUUAUUGCAUUACUUGAUAAGGAAAACAGACUUCAUGACCACCAAAAACAGGUCAAGAGCUUUAGUUUCUACACGCAGCACCUCUCGACUUAGAUGUACAGUUAUGUUGCAUCCAUUAGAACAAUGAAGCUUCACAAGCUCUGUUAUGCCGAGAAAAAAGAAAAAGAGAGACAGACUGUUAGGAUCCAAAUUCACUGUUUAUGAUUCUAAAAGAACAAGAAUAUGUUGAAACAUACCAUGGAAAAGGCAUCUGGUUCGACAUUGACACCGGACAGAGGCCAAGUAGCAGUCAUGGUAGCAUAGGCUGCAGAUUGAUAUUUCAGAAUUUGGUGUAUACACAAAUGGAACUUUUAGAUUCUUUAAGUUCAUGAGAGUGCUGUUUAGAGAUUUUAUAUGCUCUCUAAAACAAGCAUUAGCAGAAGUUUGAGAGGCAGAUUCUGCAGCUGAGUGAUUACGCGACAUUACUUCUUUAACAAGGAGCUCUUCAUAAGGAACAAACAACUGCUUGUGGAGACGUGCAUACCGAUCUCCAGCAUCUUUCCCAAAUGGAAACCAAUCUUUAAGUGCAAAGUUUACUGCCUCGCCACAAUUAAAACCUGCAAAUGUAUAAUGGAAAGAGAUUAGAAACAUAAUGGACCCAUAAAGAAAGACGCAAAUGUGACUCAAAAGAGAGGAAUGUGAGAUAUCUUACCAUUACUGAAUCCUCCAUGAUAUGCUCUAGGAAAGGUAACAACAAAUUCCCCAGGCAUCUGCAGAGCCUUGUAAACAGGUACACCAUUUUGCAGCAAUAAAUUUGGACGAAACAUUGUCGUUUUUCCUGCUAACCUAUUGAAAACUCUGUCCUCACCCUCGAGGGAAAAGUUCUUACUGGCAAACAGAUGGUACAUUGCUACCCUUUCGAACUGAGGAGCCUCAUUACCUGGAACACCAUACCAAGUUUUGGGUGCUCCAGAGUGAAGAUAAUUGAUGCUGAGAAUAUUAUAAGUAGAUACUAACAUCAGAAAAAAGAGAAAAUCAGAGAAGCAAAAAGCAAAAAGUUGGAAUUGGCAAAGAGAGUAAUGGUACCUAUAUAAGUAUUGAUCUUCCACAUGCCAAGCAAAAAUACUGUAUAUCAUACCAAUGUAAAGCAUCGGAUCUGUUAUUCCCUAAAUUUACAACAGAUUAGUUUAAGAAA
This is a messenger RNA of Mangifera indica (mango), 2231 nucleotides long. RefSeq names its product bark storage protein A-like. The transcript is spliced from 7 exons. The record is from RefSeq and is a predicted model, not a curated record. Gene Ontology annotation, biological process: nucleoside metabolic process. Bases 17 to 1150 code for a protein of 377 amino acids. Gene Ontology annotation, molecular function: catalytic activity. NCBI's taxonomy places the organism in Eukaryota, Viridiplantae, Streptophyta, Magnoliopsida, Sapindales, Anacardiaceae.